Molecule: messenger RNA, 10145 nt
Organism: Alosa alosa (allis shad)
Lineage: Eukaryota; Metazoa; Chordata; Actinopteri; Clupeiformes; Clupeidae
Gene: cacna1g
Product: calcium channel, voltage-dependent, T type, alpha 1G subunit
Exons: 39
Coding region: 602-7261 (2219 amino acids)
Biological process (GO): calcium ion transmembrane transport; positive regulation of calcium ion-dependent exocytosis; calcium ion import
Cellular component (GO): voltage-gated calcium channel complex; neuron projection; plasma membrane
Molecular function (GO): voltage-gated sodium channel activity; low voltage-gated calcium channel activity
Source: RefSeq, a predicted model, not a curated record
AUUCGUUUGGAUGCAUGGAUGCAUACUGAAGACAGCCUCAACGACUGUGCGAGAAAGGACGUGGUGGUUUGAAAUUAUGGAGAACACCUUCAUAUAGAAAUGUCAUUCUUGGUGCAAUAGAUGAGUUGCAACCAAACAUUUUUGGAAAGCUGUUAGCUUACUAAGACGGAAAAGAAUACUUUCUCGGAGCUCGUCUUGCAGCGGCUACAUCGCUGACUACAGUGAAAGAAAUUAGCCUCAUCGCGAUUCCCGAGAAAAGCAGAAGCCUAAUGUCUUAUACAAAUAAAGUACCGAAUAAGUUUGAUGAAAUUCGUUGGAAUUUUUAGAUUUUCGUCGUCGUUUAAUUGUGGAUGGAAAGAAUUUGAUUUCGGUUGUGUUUAUUUAAAACCAGACGGGAGUCUGAAUUUAGACUUGAGGAGCAUGUGUGGCGCGCAGUGUGCCUGAAACUGCUUUUACUGUGAGAACAACCUGGAAAGUCAACCCCGGGAGCUCAUCUCUUCCUCCUUUCUACACUGUUUUGGGUGCACUUUGUCUAGAGCAAUGGUCAUGCGAUGACUGAGUUCCCUUUGGACGCAUCCAUACAGUUGACAACAGGGGGUGAAUGAUGGAAGAAGAUGGAGGAAAUCUCUCCGUGGACCAUGGGGAAAGGGAGACGGAGGUUGCGUCCUCUCUACCCCGGACCUUUAUUCGACUCAAUGACCUGUCCGGUGGUUGGGACCGCAGCAAUGAGGUGGUGGAGACCGAUGUGAAAGACAGUGGCACCGGCGUGGAAGAAGCAUCAGCCAGCGGUGGAGAAGCUCUGCCCUAUCCAUUACUGGCGCCUGUCGUGUUUUUCUACCUGAACCAAACCACCCGCCCAAGGAGUUGGUGCCUAAAAAUGGUCUGUAAUCCGUGGUUCGAGAGGAUGAGUAUGCUGGUCAUUCUGCUGAACUGCGUCACCCUGGGGAUGUUCCAUCCUUGUGAAGAUAUCUUGUGUGACUCGGAACGAUGCAAAAUCCUGGAGGAUUUUGAUGACUUCAUCUUUGCAUUUUUUGCUGUGGAAAUGGUGAUAAAGAUGGUGGCCUUGGGAAUCUUUGGAAAAAAAUGUUAUCUUGGUGACACAUGGAACAGACUAGACUUCUUCAUCAUUUUAGCCGGGAUGCUAGAGUACUCCCUUAACUUGCAGAAUGUCAGCUUCUCCGCUGUCCGUACAGUUCGGGUCCUGCGGCCACUUCGAGCCAUCAACCGAGUGCCCAGCAUGCGUAUCCUAGUGACCCUGCUACUGGACACGCUCCCUAUGUUGGGCAAUGUGCUCUUGCUCUGCUUCUUUGUCUUUUUCAUCUUUGGCAUCGUCGGAGUACAGCUCUGGGCUGGACUGCUACGCAACCGCUGCUUCGUGCCUGAGAACUUCAGUUUACCACAGGGCGUGGAUAAAUUCUAUCGAACAGAAAACGAUGAUGAGAGUCCAUUUAUCUGCUCCCAGCCACGGGAGAAUGGCAUGCGUCUUUGCAACCUCAUCCCCAAUCUGUACAAGGAGGAGCUGCAGUGCACCCUGGACAUGGCAGCAUUCAACGGCACUGACAACACCACCUGUGUCAACUGGAAUCAGUACUACACCAACUGCUCUGCCGGCGAGCACAACCCCUUUAAGGAUGCCAUCAACUUUGACAACAUUGGCUAUGCAUGGAUCGCUAUCUUUCAGGUUAUUACUCUGGAGGGAUGGGUUGACAUUAUGUACUUUGUGAUGGAUUCCCACUCUUUCUACAAUUUCAUCUACUUCAUUCUCCUCAUCAUUGUGGGCUCAUUCUUCAUGAUUAAUCUCUGCUUAGUUGUCAUUGCCACCCAGUUCUCUGAGACCAAGCAACGUGAGAGUCAGCUGAUGAAGGAGCAGCGGGUGCGCUUCCUGUCCAAUGCCAGCACAUUGGCCAGCUUCUCGGAGCCGGGCAGCUGCUACGAUGAGUUGCUCAAGUACUUGGUGCACGUAGUUCGCAAGACCGGCCGGCAGCUGUGCCAUUUGAUUCGGGUCGCAGCUCGCCACGCCGGCCUGAGCGUCUGCGCCUCACCAGUCUUGGAGCAGACUUCACAAAAGCGCCGCCGGCAAAAACAACAGCAGAAACGGGCGUCGAUUCACCACCUGAUGCACCACCACCACCACCACUACCACCUGGGGAACGGCAGCGUCCUGCGCGGCAGCGCCACAGACAGAGAUCCUGAAACAGGGGCAGGCAGUCGGCGCUCACGCAUCGGCUCCCUCAUGCUGCCUGAUACCUCUGUGUCUGCCAGCAUUGCUGCUGGUGGGGGGCCAGAUCUGUCACUUCACUGCACACCUUCAACCUCCAUGGCCCUCCAGGCUUAUAAGAGGAAUUCAGUGCCAUUUGCUGGGCCAGCACACAAAAACUAUCCCACGCUGCAGAGCUCAUUUCUCUUGGAGCAGCGAAGGCAGAGGUCUUUUUGUGAUUCAGCUGGAGAGGGGGGAAGCUGCAUGGACAGCAUCUUUACCAACCUCAACAUCCCACCACCUCCCAAAAGUACAUCUCAGGGCCUGGUGGACACACACAUAGCCCCAGCUAUGCUCAGCAGGUCAUCCACUAUCAGCUGCAGCAGUGCUCUAGACACUACCCUGGCCUUUGACCCCAAGAGCUGUCCUUAUUGCAUGAAGGCUAAUGAUUCAGAAGGGACAGAGGGGAAUGAGACAGCUGACUCAGACAGUGAGGGAGUGUACGAGUUCACUCAGGAUGCCCACUACCGGGACCGCCGGGAUCCCACCAAGAAAAACAAGAUGACUCUUGGUGCUCGGACAGCAAAGGUCAUUCACUUCUGGAGACUUGUAUGUGAUACAUUCCGCAAGAUUGUUGACAGCAAGUACUUUGGCCGAGGUAUCAUGAUUGCCAUCCUGAUCAACACACUCAGUAUGGGUAUUGAAUAUCAUGAACAGCCGGAUGAAUUAACCAAUGCCCUGGAAAUAAGUAACAUCGUCUUUACAAGCCUAUUUGCCUUGGAGAUGCUGUUAAAAGUCCUAGUGUAUGGCCCCUUUGGAUACAUCAAGAAUCCAUACAACAUCUUUGAUGGUAUCAUUGUAGUCAUUAGUGUGUGGGAGAUUGUGGGCCAGCAAGGGGGUGGUCUGUCAGUGCUGAGGACCUUCAGGCUCAUGCGUGUGUUGAAGUUGGUGAGGUUCAUGCCAGCUCUGCAAAGGCAGUUGGUGGUCCUGAUGAAGACCAUGGACAAUGUGGCCACCUUCUGCAUGCUUCUGAUGCUCUUCAUCUUCAUCUUCAGUAUAUUGGGAAUGCACUUGUUCGGUUGUAAAUUUUCUUCGGAGAGGGCUGGUGAUACUCUACCUGAUCGCAAGAACUUUGACUCUCUACUCUGGGCUAUUGUGACUGUAUUCCAGAUUCUAACUCAGGAAGAUUGGAAUAAAGUUCUUUACAAUGGCAUGGCCUCCACCACCUCUUGGGCAGCACUCUACUUCAUCGCGCUCAUGACCUUUGGGAACUAUGUUCUCUUCAACCUGUUGGUGGCCAUCUUAGUGGAGGGCUUCCAGACUGAGGAAGUGACCAAGAAAGAGGAUUUGCAGGGCCAGUUGAGCUGUAUUCAGCUGCCGGUAGACUCAGGGGGAGAUGAAUCAAAGUCUAAUUCAGAGAUGGACCUUUACUCUCAAAGUAUGGAAGACGUGACCAAUGGCAAGGGGGAUGUGGUUGCCUCUACUGUGGUGCCUAUCAAUGGACAUGUGGACCUCAAGACGAGCCUUACCCCUCCACUCAUCACCCACACUGCUGCCACACCCAUGCCCAUUCCCAAAAUUGCAGGAGGAGGUGAUCCUGCCUUAACCUUUGAGUCCCGUAGGAGCAGCAAUAUCCCCAUAGACCCCAGCUUCUACAACAAAUCUCCUUCAAGUGUCCGCAGCUCACCUCCUCAUGUGCCCUGGAGCUCCACCAGCAGCUGGAACAGCCGUCGGUCCAGCUGGAACAGCCUGGGCCGAGCCCCUAGCCUCAAGCGCCAGAAGCGGCAGAGCGGUGAGCGCCGCUCACUCUUGUCAGCUGACGGCCAGUCCAGUUCUGAGGAGGAAGAGGUCAGUGGAGCUGACGCCGGGGGAGGGGGAGACAGGUUGUCCGAGUGCGACAACGCCUCCCUGGGCCGGACAGACUCUUUUGGCCAGCGGCCGCAACACCGCCGCAUGGAGUCUGUGGAGACUCGUAGCUCGCUGGACUUGCCACCGGACACACUGCAGGUCCCCUACCUCUACCGCUCGGCCAGCAUCCACAGCGCUCGGCCCCCUCAUCCCCAGCUCACGGCUGCUCAGGACUGCAAUGGGAAGAGCUCCCCCUCAGCUGCUACCAACCAGCUCUCCUUAGAUGAGCACCACAGUGAGGAUGACAACGCUGAGGAGGAGGGCAACAUGAGUCGGCGGUUGCGUCUACUUCGCUGGCUCUCACAAAAACAGCCUGAAUGGUGUCGCCAACGAAGCAGCUGGUCCCUCUACCUGUUUCCACCCGAAUGCAGGUUUCGUGUCAUUUGCAAUAAGAUCAUCGGCCACAAAAUGUUUGACCAUGUGGUUCUUCUUAUCAUCUUCAUCAAUUGUAUCACUAUUGCCAUGGAAAGGCCCAGGAUUGAUCCAAGCAGUGCUGAGCGCAUUUUCCUCAAGAUGUCCAACUACAUAUUCACUGCCAUCUUCGUGACCGAGAUGACAGUAAAGGUCGUUGCAUUGGGCUGGUGCUUUGGAGAGAAAACCUACCUGAAGAGCACGUGGAACAUUCUGGAUGGAUUGCUGGUGAUGAUCUCCGUUAUUGACAUACUUGUGACCCUGAUCUCCAACAGUGGGACCAAGAUCUUAGGGAUGUUGCGGGUCUUGAGGUUGCUAAGGACUCUCCGUCCUCUCAGAGUGAUCAGCCGAGCUCCGGGCCUCAAAUUGGUGGUGGAGACGCUAAUGUCAUCUCUUAAGCCCAUUGGGAAUAUUGUAGUUAUCUGCUGUGCCUUCUUCAUCAUCUUUGGAAUCCUGGGUGUUCAGCUAUUCAAGGGAAAAUUCUUUGUGUGUCAUGGUGAGGACACAAGGAACAUUACCAACAAAUCGGACUGCCUCAAUGCCGACUACAAGUGGGUCCGACACAAGUACAACUUUGACAACCUUGGACAGGCCUUGAUGUCUCUCUUCGUCCUGGCUUCCAAGGAUGGCUGGGUGGAUAUUAUGUAUGAUGGACUGGAUGCUGUAGGGGUGGAUCAACAGCCCGUAAUGAACUACAACCCCUGGAUGCUGCUCUACUUCAUCUCGUUCCUGCUGAUUGUGUCCUUCUUUGUGCUGAACAUGUUUGUGGGGGUGGUAGUGGAGAACUUCCAUAAGUGCCGGCGGCACCAGGAAGCUGAGGAGGCGAAGAUCCGCGAGGAGAAGCGUCUGAAGCGGAUGGAGAAAAAGAGACGGAAUGUAAUGCUGACGGGUUUCAGUCGGUCGGGCUUGGACGUCAAAGCGAAAGAAGCACAGAGCAAGCCAUACUACUCUGACUACUCCUCCACUCGCCUGCUCAUCCACAAAAUGUGCACGAGCCACUAUUUGGACCUCUUCAUCACCAUCGUCAUCGGCCUCAAUGUCAUCACAAUGUCCAUGGAACACUACCAGCAACCUAAGGUUCUGGAUGAAGCAUUGAAGAUCUGCAACUACAUUUUUACCAUUAUCUUUGUGCUGGAGUCUGUUUUCAAACUUGUGGCAUUUGGGUUCCGCCGUUUCUUCAAAGACAGGUGGAACCAGCUGGAUCUCGCCAUUGUGCUGCUGUCCAUCAUGGGCAUUACCCUUGAGGAGAUAGAGGUGAACGCCUCUCUUCCAAUUAACCCCACCAUCAUACGUAUCAUGAGAGUGCUGAGAAUAGCACGUGUGUUGAAACUGCUGAAAAUGGCUGUGGGUAUGAGAGCUCUGCUGGACACAGUCAUUCAAGCCUUGCCACAGGUUGGGAACUUGGGUCUUCUCUUCAUGCUGCUCUUCUUUAUCUACGCAGCCCUGGGAGUGGAGCUGUUUGGUGACCAGAUCUGUGAUGGGAUUCACCCCUGCGAGGGACUGGGCCGCUACGCAACCUUCAAGAAUUUUGGCAUGGCGUUCCUCCUGCUGUUCCGUGUCUCUACUGGGGACAACUGGAAUGGGAUCAUGAAGGAUACUCUGAGGGACUGUGCAGGGGACAAUGGUCCAUGCUAUAACGCAGUAGUAUCCCCCAUCUACUUUGUGUCCUUUGUCCUGACUGCACAAUUUGUAUUGGUAAAUGUGGUCAUCGCUGUGCUUAUGAAGCAUUUGGAAGAAAGCAACAAGGAGGCCAAGGACGAGGCUGAGAUGGAAGCGGAGUUAGAGCUGGAGGCCAUGGGUGGACACAUUGGGGGAGGACAAGGAGGAGGCGCAGGGCUGAUUGGGGGGCACCUCUCCCCUUUCGUGCAGGGAGACAACAGUGGACCAGCUAGUCCCCUGACACCUCCACCCUGGAUGUUUAAGAGGGAUCCCCAAGAGAACUCCAGCCUGGCCAAUGACAGCCCCCCACCAACAAUGGUGGACAUCCGCCGAGACUCAACAGCACACAACAGGGUUGACUCCCCUCAUUGCCUGGAGCCACCCAUGGAGCGGAGGCUGAUGUUUGACUCAGUUUCCCUGGUGAUCCAGGGUUCUCUUGAAGGCGAGCUCAAUCUCAUGGACAACCUGUCUGGCUCCAUCUGCCACUACUACGCCCUGCCCCCGCUGCUUAGGCAGCACAGCGCUGACAAACAGAUUCCUCUAGCAGAGAUGGAGGCUCUGUCUCUGGUGUCGGAGAAGUCCUGGUCCUUAGCUCUGACGGAUGACUCUGUGCCCGACGAUUUUAACCCCCUCUUACUAACCAGUCUGGAGUACAAUCAGAUAGAGACACUGGGGGUUACAGAGGCCGAGAGCCAGCAAGAGGAGCAUCUGCUGACUGUGCGCAAGACAUCUGUGGGUCGUACGCACUCUCUGCCAAAUGAUAGCUACAUGUUCCUGCCUCUUUUACCAGCCGCCUCUGCUGCUCCCUCUGGACCAUUACCGCACACAACCUCACUUCAGCCACACUCAGGAUCCAGUGGAUCCAUUCAGAUCCUGCAGAGUGAAACAGCUCAGCUCCUGGCUGUGCCCACCCAGCUCUUCCGCCCCAUAAGCCCAAACAGUCUGUCUGAGCUGGAGGGCAUCCCACGCAUCCCCCCACCCCAGCGCACACACAACCUCACACGCCCACUCCGGAGACAGAUCAGCAUGGUGCAGCAAAAGCCAGAUCCUAAAAUGCUCCUCAAACACAGAUACUCCUGUUUCUAACAUACCAUGACCCAACCAUUCACCCUGACCAGACCCUCUCCGCCCCAUCACUGCAGCCCAUUGCCAUCUCUAUCUUUUAUCAUUUGUCUGUGUCUCUAAACAGCCUCGAAACAUUUGUAUUGCAUCUCACAACAAGCUACUUGAAAGGACCACUUAAAUGAGAACCAAAAAACAUACAUGUGAUUUGGCUUUUAUCAUAAAUGCAACCUAAAUUUUCCCACCUUGACAUCAGCACCUCUGACAUUCUCCCUGAGUGACAAAUAGAGUGUCAGUUUUGUCUUUGGUCUGCAAAUACUUUCGUUCACAAGAUAGCAUUUUUUGCUUAAGAAAAUGAAUUUUGUAAAGCAAAAAAUACACUGUAUGCUCCUAUUUCUUACACUUUUACAUCCCGAAUUCGGCAUAUUGCAAGUUGAUUUUCUUUAAGUCAGUUGACUCACUCUAAAAUAUUGAGGCCUUACUUAAGUAGUUGCAUGCCCACUGAAAACUGACAUUACCCUCUAGAUAUAGUGGAACCUGUUAGUUAGUAAAGCUGCUCCAGGGCAGUAGCCCUUUCUUCCAUCUCAACAUACCCUACAUUUUUUUUUACUUGCAACCCCUCCACCUUUUCUGGGGAGAUUGUGCAUUUCCAAACCUGAAUCUUCAGAAAAGUAGCUUCAUAAUAAAAAUCAGCUUCUGUUGGAGGUGGUGGCACAUUUAGUUUUUUGGAAGGUACUUAUCCAGGUAAAUUAGUAUGAAUCAACAAAGCCUCAAACCGACAUAGACAACCUCAAAUUUGUGAAUGAAUGUAUAUAGAACAGUGUAAUUUUUUAUUAUAGUGCUGUUUGGCUCCAUAUUUGAUUAAACCUCUCAGCUAAAUGGCUCCCAUCUGCUCUUGAACAUGACCAACAUUGUCCACUAGGUGCCCCUAGACAUUAAAUUACAGAUGCUCAGAAAAUAGACCACAUAUUUCAGGGCAUGUAUUAGGCUACUGUCCUUACUGUAUUGACCUUUACACACACACACACGCAGGCCAUCAGUUAGCACAAAGAGGUCCUCUCUCCUUCACUGGGCAACACAUCAGGGUCAAGGAUCAGGCUGCAUCCCUCGCUCCCUUAGGAGUUUAAGUAGGGUGGAAGCCUUCGCCCGGGAACAUUUCUGGGUUCAGUGUGUCAUGAGCAACAAGGGAUAAACAGAUGGAGCAGUGUCCUUUCCAGUAUCCCAGUAGCUCUAGAGUGAAGUCUGCCAAGUAGUGCCUCCAGCCGCUGACAAGAGUGAAUGUUCUUUUGACAAAUGUGUAAAUAUGUACACAACCUAUUGCCCCCAAUUGUUGGAUUCCCUGACAUCCCAACACAUGAGUUUACUAUUGGAUUUCAAAAUAGCUGUAGUGCAUAUAAGGUAACUCAGGUAUAAAGUAGUUACAAAAUACUAAUAUUGAAAUGUGCAUUUAUUCUUUUUAGAUCUAUUUAUUCUUUAGGGAUGGUUGGAUGGAAGAGGUAGAGGUUUGCCACAAUUACCAUAUCUGCUGGGGUACUGAUUAUUCCGAAUCCUCAUAUCAGUUACAAUUGAUAGAACAGCAACUCUCUCCAGAACUUGACAAAUGUGUGUUGAUUGUCUCAAAUAGAUUUAUUUAGUGUAUGUAAACUAACUUUUUCGCUGACAAUCUAGGUAGCUUUGAAAUCUAGCAGUUGAGGAAGUGCAAUCAGCAUGUCACAUGGAAAUCUAGCUCACGUUCAGUGCCAUCAGUGCAAAUUUUUGGUGUGUUAUUAAUUACAUCCUGUUCUUUUUAAGUGUCAUGACAUUGACACCAUUCCAGCGCUAAUAGGUUUUUGUAAGUAAUUACAGCACAAGCAAUUUGUCAAAUUUGGUUAGUAAUAAACAAACUGGUCAAGUAGCCAUUGCAUUUGAGCUGUCCCUUGCCAUAAGUGUAUAUUAUCUUGUUGCUGGCUAUAAUUCCCAGAGAUGUUUUGUAAAUGUUUUCAUUUGAGCUAGAUGGAAGCGUCGUAGAUUAUUGAGACAGUAUAGUUUGUAAUACGAUGCCUGUUACUCCAAUUCCUUCACAGAAUAUGUAUAAGUGUUCAGUGGCACACUGCCAGGCCCUUCCAACCAUUUUUGGAAGGGAUGUUGUAGGGUAUUCAUUAUUGGUAAUGUGCGUUGGUACUUUGUUGCUUACUGUAUGUCAUAUGAAGCUCUAAUGUUGCUGAAUUGACAAUUAUGUAUUCGUAUUGACAAAUCUGCAGCUAUGCACAUAGGGAACACCAGUGAAAAAAUAAGCAGACAUAAGACCAGUUAAACUGAAACACCGGUUGCCAUACUGGGGAAAAAAGUCAACAGCGUAAAAAAAGUAAACGGCGUAACUUUCUUUCCAUGUGGCUCUGACAUAGCUGUCUGCUGUUUGUAUGCUAAUAUCUCCUUUGGAAUAAUGCUAUGUUCGCUAUAGGCUGAGUUCAUGGUGAAUCUGUGUUGUUGAGUGAAUAGUUGCUGUGUAUCUUGUGACACAAUUGUAAACAUAAUGCAAGCAUUUUUAAUUCAGUGCGACCAUGAGGCAGCCUGCCCCCAUCCUUAUCCAACAGGGGUACCGUGGUACAGUGGCAAACCAUCCUUACUUAAAGCUUGAAGCACUUCCCUCCGCAAAGCUGGCAUAGCGUACAAAAAAUUACAGUCUUCUGCUAUUGUGGCGCAAUCAGUCUUGCAUCUUUAGUUAAGUUGGUAUUAUACCACAUAACAGACUUGGUGAAACAUUUCUCACUGAAAAGUAUAAGCAAGCUAUUCUAACCUUGGACAGCUCACUCUUCUUACCGGCUGUGCUGUGCCAUUGCUCUUAACAUUUCAUACUAACUAGCCUCCCUCUCGCCUCAUGUCUUAACCCCGUUGGUUUCCCCCCUCUCCUUCUCCUCCACUCUACCCC